Molecule: messenger RNA, 4025 nt
Organism: Acipenser ruthenus (sterlet)
Lineage: Eukaryota; Metazoa; Chordata; Actinopteri; Acipenseriformes; Acipenseridae
Product: USP6 N-terminal-like protein
Exons: 15
Coding region: 441-3068 (875 amino acids)
Source: RefSeq, a predicted model, not a curated record
GGGUUGUGAGUUGAAAAGCCUGAACGAUCCCGCGGAACACACAGCCAUAUGGUCACCUGAAUGUAUGGCCUGCUCAAAAAGAGUUUGGAGUUGGCUGUAGAAUUCAUCCCCAUGAUGAAACAAAAACAUAACUGGACCUCUUUUUUAAUUUAUUUUUUUACUUCUAUAUACCACAAAUCUGCGCUGCUAUUACCUGGUUUUAUAAAGGCGUCUGCCAAAUAAAUAGAUUCAGCGUGGCUGGCAUGAAAAGGCCGGGUGGUGGCGCAUACCUGGAGUGGGACCGAUCCCGAUCAGAAGCCCGGGGGUGGUUUCCAUAGUGAGGAGUUUUGGAACUGCAGUCCAGGAGGGCGAGCGAGCGACUUCCUGCUCAGGAGUCCUGAUCGUUUUCACGAGAAAUGUAUUCAAGAAAACAAACUACAAUGUAAGCAACAUGGAUUCAGAUGUUUAAAAACAAGGUCAUGUGUACCUCUGAGCUUUCCAAGAAUAUAUCCCCAUUUGAAACCCCAACUGGACCGCAUGCACAGAAACACAGUAAAAUGAAUUCCGAUGCGGAACACAACGCUGCGAUUAAGCUUGCCCAGGAAAGAGAUGAAAUAGUAUCCAAGUACGACAAGGGAAGAGAUGGAGCAACUGUGGAACCCUGGGAGGAUGCCAACUACCACCUCUACAAAGUCACAGACAGAUUUGGAUUUUUACAAGCGAAUGAGCUUCCAACGUAUGAUUCAGUGGAAGAGAAGCAAAAACUUCAAGAAAUUGAGAGAACUACAAAAUGGUUGAAAAUGAUGAAGAGCUGGGAUAAAUACAACAACAGUGAAAAGCUUAUGAGAAGAAUAUAUAAGGGAAUCCCAAUUCAGCUUCGAGGGGAGAUCUGGAGUUUGCUUCUUGAUAUACCAAAAAUUAAAGCUGAGAAGAAGGAUUUUUACGAGAAACUAAAGCAGAGGGCAAGAGUGCUUUCACCAGAUGUCAGGCAGAUUGAUCUAGAUGUGAACCGCACGUACAGGGACCAUAUCAUGUUCAGGGAUAGAUAUGAUGUAAAGCAACAAGCGUUAUUCCAUGUUUUAACUACAUAUUCCAUGUAUAACACAGAAGUGGGAUAUUGCCAGGGAAUGAGCCAAAUCACAGCUUUGCUGCUCAUCUAUAUGAAUGAAGAGGAUGCCUUCUGGGCCCUUGUGAAACUUCUGUCUGGUCAAAAACAUGCAAUGCACGGGUUUUUUGUUCCUGGAUUUCCAAAGCUACUGAGGUUUCAAGAACACCACGAAAGGAUUUUGAAGAAGAUGAUGCCUAAACUUAAGCAACACUUGGACAGCCAAGAUGUUUUCACCAGCCUUUACACCAUGAAGUGGUUCUUUCAGUGCUUCCUUGAUAGAACUCCCUUUACUUUAACUCUAAGGAUAUGGGAUAUCUACAUCCUAGAAGGAGAGAAAAUCCUUACAGCCAUGUCUUACACUAUCCUUAAACUCCACAAAAAGCACCUGAUGAAGCUGUCAAUGGAAGAGCUAGUGGGGUUCCUUCAGGAAACACUGUCCAAAGAUUUUUUCUUUGAUGAUGACUUUGUGAUAGAUCAGCUUCAGAACUCCAUGUCAGAGCUAAAACGGUCAAAGUUAGAACUGCCACCACCAGGUAAAGAGGAUGAAAUUCCUAAGAAGCCACUGGGGCAGAUGCCACCAGAGCCACAGCCUGUUGUCUCAAAUCAUAUUGUCAAUGGGCAGAGCAACAGUGCUAAGUCAGAAGUGCACUCUCACAUGAGGAAAAAGUCCUCUCCAGAGAGAGACAAGGAGAAACCUUCCAGAGAAAGGAAGGGGAGAAAGGACUCGCUUGAAAGAUCCACAGCUAAGCAACAAAAAUCUGAUAAACAUGAAGGCCAGGCUCGAGGUUCUUCAGAAGCAGAACUUCAUAAACAACAUGGUGUACCAGCACCUCAGACUUCAGGUCAGGACAGCCAUAGACAGUUUAACAAUGUAACGGCUAACCAUAACUUGAAUGCUAUUUCAAGCACAAGGAAAGACUUUGCACCCAGAUGGAAUAAACCUUCUGAAAUGAAACUUGUGGAAGUAACUGCAAAGGCUGCUGCUGAUGGUAGGAGUAGGGCUGUGAACUACAACAUUCCAAGGUUGUCCAGUCCUGAUGAGUCACAGAUGUUUUUGGUGAGGCCAAAGACUAGAGGUUUGAUUGUUGAUGAAACCAAGAGGGGGUCCAAUGCAUCACAGUAUGAUAAUGUUUCUGGAGCUGAACACGACUUUGAAAACCGUGUCGAUAUACUGCUGGAAAGGUCCAUUUCACGCAGUCCAAGAAAUGAGUCAACUUUUAUCAAUCCGUCACUGAAAUCUGCUAGUCCAACAAAAAUGUUGAACAACACCAGUGUUGGUGGUCAACAGAGAUCUCACAUGCACACAGUACAGUUUGAUAGUCCAGACCAAAGAUCCCAUGGGAAACCUCCCCUAUCUUAUUCUAUUCCUCCUGGUUAUCAUGGAAACUCUCCAACUCGAGCACAGUACAACUACAGCAUUGAUGUCAGGCCUGACAACAGACAAUAUGGUACCAUGCUGCCCACUGCUGCAGACCUAUCUCAUGAAAAGACAUAUAUGAACUCCUACCCUAUUAAUAGCUAUCAGUUUUCCAGCUCUUCCCAGGCCAAUCGUAUUAUUGUCACCCCUGCUGACAGAAAUGCACAGUAUGAUUCUGUAAAUUCUAGCAACUAUUUAAGACAGCCUACGAAGUUAACUGGUGUGCCAGUGUACCCACAAGUGGACAAUAUGCAAGAAAACAGGAAGCGACUAGACCAGAUUUCUGCAUACAGACAGGAGCACCAUGGGCGGCAAUGGAGUCAGGAGUUUGAUGCUCGGUACAUGGGAAAUAUGCCAAGGUCACCAAACUUUCAAAGGGCACAGAUGGCCCCGGUUCAAGAGUUUAACUUUUCUGCUGCAUCUAUAGAUGCUUCACUUCGAUAUAGGACUCCAUAUCCAGAACCACCAACUCCGAGCAGACAGCUGCAUCAAACCUUUUUGAAUACACACCACCACAGAUAUCCUACAGAUGGGCGUUCAGCGCAAGAAUCGGCGCUACUGUGAAGAAUCAUUGGGUCCCAGUAUCGCUAUAAAGCAAAGGCAAACAGUAAUCAUAGUGGCUUUAUUAUGUUUACAAGCAACAUGCUCAUCUUAUAAUUACGUGACACAACACAGUCAUUUAGUGUGAGCAAGAUAUUUUAAGUAACUAUAGAGGUAAUGUGUCAUAGUAAAUUCAUAGUUGGAAACAAUUUUAUCUAAAAUGUGGUUAGAAUAUUUUCAACAAUUGUAUGUGCAUUAUUGCUGCUGUUUUCUGCUUGUGUAAAUUUAUUUAUUGUUUGCCUUUUCUUUAAAUUCUGUUUGACUGUAAGGAAUAUUCAGAUAUGUGCAGUUAUAUUUUAAUUUGACGCAUUUAGUUUUCUUACUGCUUUUGUAAAAUUCACACUUGGCAACACUACAUUGCACCAUUUUUAUAUAACUGAAUAUAUUUUAUUUUAACUGAGGAAUUUAUUUUCUCCCCACAAUAUCUUUCAUCCAAGAGUGGUAUGUCUCUUAAAUCUAUUUUUUUUUUUUUUGUUUGUUUGUUUUUUUAAUUUAGUGCAUAUAGCUCGGGCUAAUGCCCAAUUCUGUUGGCUGACAUGAUGUAUCACCCACCCAGUAAACUUUUAGUGAUGUUCAGGAAGGGUGCCUCUCAGUUGAACGAAUGAUAAUAUGGUACAUGGGGGGCAUUUUCAUUUUUACCAUUUUUUAUGUAAAAUAAAAUGGAAAUUUUAACCCAAUGUUUAUUAAUAUGUUAAAGAUUGUAUUUCAUCAAUUUAGAUUGUAACAGCAAAAUACAAUAAGUUCAUUCCUCACUAAUUUAAAAAAAAAAAAAAAAAAAAAAAAAACAGCUUAAUGAUGUGGUAAAAAUCAAAUUGGCAAAACAGCUUUAACUUGUUUUUGUUGUUCAUAAAUGGAGGGGGUAAAAUAUUUACUGUGUAGAGCAGAUGUAAGGUAGCUAAUGUAUCUAUUCCCAAAUGGGGG